AAACACCCCUGCCCUCAAACUUAAAGAUUCUUAAUAAUUUUAAUAUUUGGAAUUACAAGUUUUAACAACAAAGGCAUAAGAUGACUGUUGAGAUUCGUAAAACCUACGGCCCACCAAAAUCGUUUACAAAAUUAUUUACAAGCUUACCAAUUUCAUUGUGAAAUACUGUCAUAACUAAACGAACAGAUAAAUGCUUAGCCUAUUCCAGCGUUCCUAGAUGACCGCAAGUCACGAGAAACGGGUUCCUGGAGUUACGACAACUCUUGUUUGAAAAGAAUUUUGAAGACAGGACAAAAUGGUGUUGUUCAACAAAAACUGCAUAAAGGAGGUACCAUAGCCCUCCCUGUGUUCGAAGAAAAGCUUUAUCCACCCCCUCGAGAGAAAGGGAAAUAUGAGAAGUGUCGAAACCCUUAGCGGUUAAAGAAGGGUUGGUGAUUGGAACGCUACCCACCCGAGAUACGGUUUAGGGUAGAAGUACUUCCCUAGUUUUGUUAGCGUGCGGUGCCGAACGGAGCGGAAACGUUUCCGGCCAGAACCUGUUCAUGUCGUGUUUCCUCUAACUUUCAGCUCAGUCUAUGUGCGGAACUGUUGGACUUAAGAUGGACAUACAACGCUUGAUAAAUGAAGUUAAAGCCAGACCAGCAAUAUGGGACCAGAAGUCCAUAGAGUAUUACAACCGGGAUGUUGUUGCAAGAAUGUGGAACGAAAUAGCUGAUGCUUGUGGAAUGCCCUGUGAAGCUGUCAGAUGUAAAUGGAAACAUUUGAGGGAUAAUUUUAGGAAAGAAUUUAAAAAACGUUUAACAGAGAAUGGAAAUCCAAGUGAUCCAGAAAAACUUGAGCAAGGUUGGGUCUGGUAUAAAAGUCUGUGUUUUCUUGGUGAACAACUGAACACAAAGAAACUAACACCAAGGACUCAUGGUAGCAGCAGAAAUUCAAAGGGUGAUGCAUUUCCUACUACUACUGAUGUGAUAUGUGGUCAAGAUCCAGAAAGUACUUUCUCACCAGAUGAAAAACUGUGGAUUAGAGAUGAUUACUCACCUUUACACAUAAAUACAUCAGUAGAAGAUGACAACAACAGACUUAUACAAACAGUUAGUGCAAGAAUGAAAAAAAGGUUUCCUUGUGAUUCUCCAGAUAGUAAUUCAAAUAGAAAUGUUAAAAGAAAAAUUAUAAAUACUAAUAGUGAAAAAGAUGACACAUAUCAUUUUUUGAUGAGUCUUAUGACUCCCAUAAAAAGCUUACCGUAUGAUCGGCAAAUGUAUAUUAGAUUUAAAAUGCAAGAACUACUUUUUAAGGAAACAGUUCAUAAUCAUAAUAAUCAGCUGCCAUAUCCUGUUGAACUCAAUGUCAGUAGUGAUGCUAAUUUACAAUCUGUAACUCCAUAUAUGAUCACUGAUGGAUCUAAUGACGAAAGCAGCUCAACAUAAUGUAAAACAAACUCAUCAUAUAAAUUGAUAUUUUCAAUACUAACUUGAUCAUGAAAAACUAAAUUUUUGUAACAAUAGAUAAAUUAAAAUAAUCAUCCCAUACA
Messenger RNA from Stegodyphus dumicola, 1531 nucleotides. RefSeq lists its product as uncharacterized. NCBI's taxonomy places the organism in Eukaryota, Metazoa, Arthropoda, Arachnida, Araneae, Eresidae. Gene Ontology annotation, cellular component: nucleus; transcription regulator complex. The record is from RefSeq and is a predicted model, not a curated record. Gene Ontology annotation, biological process: regulation of transcription by RNA polymerase II. Gene Ontology annotation, molecular function: DNA binding.